Molecule: messenger RNA, 6210 nt
Organism: Rhinolophus ferrumequinum (greater horseshoe bat)
Lineage: Eukaryota; Metazoa; Chordata; Mammalia; Chiroptera; Rhinolophidae
Gene: STAC
Product: SH3 and cysteine rich domain
Exons: 11
Coding region: 339-1547 (402 amino acids)
Biological process (GO): skeletal muscle contraction; positive regulation of protein localization to plasma membrane; positive regulation of voltage-gated calcium channel activity
Cellular component (GO): extrinsic component of cytoplasmic side of plasma membrane
Molecular function (GO): transmembrane transporter binding
Source: RefSeq, a predicted model, not a curated record
CACCUCCCUCCUCCUUCAUCUCCCGGGCGAGUGAGCCCCAGCCCGAGCCCACUAGCCCGCUGCCAGGUGGCAGUCACGACUGUGCGGUCCCCGGCGAGGUGGCAGCAGGCGCGGCGGGGCGGGGCGCGCUCUCCCCUGCCCGCGGGAGUGCGGGGGAGGUGGGCAGGGCCAGGGCGGGGGCAAAGCCGGCGGAGGGCGCGUCUGCGCCUGGGCGAGCGAGGAUGGGAGUCCCCGGGACCCUGAACUGAGCCACCCAGCGCGCGGUGGAGAGGGCGCGCCGGAGGACGGCGAGCCUCGCUGUUCCUCCCGGAGCCCAACACCGUUCCCGCGCCGCCACAAUGAUCCCUCCGAGCGGCGCCCGCGAGGACGGCGUGGAUGGGCUGCCCAAGGAGGCGGCAAGCGCCGAGCAGCCACCGUCUCCUGCAUCCACCAGCAGCCAGGAAUCCAAGCUCCAGAAACUAAAACGAUCACUUUCUUUCAAGACCAAGAGUCUACGGAGCAAAAGUGCUGACAACUUCUUCCAGCGAACCAACAGCGACGUGAAGCUGCAAGCAGACAUGCUGGCCGAGGUCAGCCCCAGCUCCAGCCCGCUCCCUGCCCCUGGAAGCCUGACGUCCACGCCCACCAGGGCUGGCCUGCACCCAGGCAGUGGCAAGGCCCAUGCCUUUCAGGAAUACAUCUUCAAGAAGCCCACUUUCUGUGACGUCUGCAACCACAUGAUUGUGGGAACAAAUGCUAAGCAUGGACUGCGCUGCAAAGCCUGUAAGAUGAGCAUUCACCACAAGUGCACGGAUGGCCUUGCACCCCAGCGGUGCAUGGGCAAGCUGCCAAAGGGGUUUCGGCGUUACUACAGCUCCCCCUUGCUCAUUCACGAACAAUUUGGAUGCAUUAAAGAAGUUAUGCCCAUUGCCUGUGGCAAUAAGGUGGACCCUGUCUACGAGACCCUCCGCUUCGGCACCUCCCUGGCUCAGAGAACAAAGAAGAGCAGCUCCGGCAAUGGCUCUGAUUCACCUCACAGAACCUCUACUUCAGAUCUUGUGGAGGUUCCUGAAGAAACUGACGGGCCAGGAGGAGGGUACGACCUACGGAAACGCAGCAACAGCGUGUUUACGUAUCCAGAAAAUGGCACUGACGACUUCAGAGACCAAGCAAAGAACAUAAACCACCAGGGACUUCUUUCCAAAGACCCAUUACAGAUGAACACCUACGUUGCCUUGUAUAAAUUUGUACCACAGGAGAAUGAAGAUUUGGAAAUGAGACCGGGAGACAUGAUUACUCUUCUAGAGGACUCCAAUGAAGACUGGUGGAAAGGGAAAAUUCAAGACAGGAUUGGCUUCUUUCCAGCCAACUUUGUUCAGAGAGUACAACAAAAUGAGAAGAUUUUUAGAUGUGUUAGAACCUUCAUUGGGUGUAAGGAACAGGGGCAGAUAACACUGAAAGAGAACCAGAUCUGCCUGACUUCUGAAGAAGAACAAGAUGGCUUUAUCAGAGUCCUCAGUGGAAAGAAGAGAGGCCUCGUCCCCCUGGAUGUCCUAGAAAACGUCUGAUUGCUGGCCCCUCCUCCUCUUGCAAUAAGCAAGCUCUGCUGCAAUGCCUCAUCUCACACUGUGUCAACCAAGAGGAGCUGUCACACUGACCCAGCCACCCAGGAAACAGUGAGACAAGACUCAAGGGCCUGAGGCUGUGGAGAAAUAGCCACAAGACAGAGGGUCCAUUGCACAGCAUAUCCAGGCUGCCCAAGGUGGGGAUGUGGCUGAAAGAGUCUCUGGCCGAGCGAGAAUCCUACCUGGUGGCAGCAGCAGGGUGGUAACCACAGCUGUCUCCCAGGACUCAACUCCGUCCCUGCCCAUGUGGCCUAAGUUAACCUGCUGGAGUGGACUCCAGUUUGCAGUGUGGCCCCAGGGUGAGGUUCAGAUCCAUGUAGACAAAUGUGAUUCUGGUUCCAGACCUUUGUCCUCAGUACCAACCAAUGAGCAUCGUUACAUUUGAGACCCCAAGCAGUCUCUCUGUGAGCAUCAGGAAGUCAUACUUCCUAGUCCCCAACAUUCCAGGGCUCACCUCGGGGCCCCUCACUUUGUGUUUGUGCUGUCUCUUCUGUCCUCCGAAGAAAUCCUGGUGAUGUACAUUAGAUGUGAGAGCUAAGUUGAUGUGGUGACACUUUGCAGACCAACUGCAAAGACCUGGUCUGUCCAAAGGUGGCCGACAGGGAGUUCCCCCCUACUGCUCUAGUGACCAACAGAGGUGACAGAGCAGGACACAAGGCAUAGAGACAAAGGACAGAGUAGGGGUAAGGUUACUUACCCCGUUACUUAUUGAAGGAUAUACAGCCCUUUCAGUAAUGCAGUCCUUUUCCCAAGGAGAUGGAGCUGGGGAAGAGAGUGUGGCCCAAAGCCUCAGUGAUAUGUUUCACUUCCAUUUUAUAUCUUCUGUACUAGGGCCCGCAUUUUUCCCUCGUGCCAUCCUGCAGCACUCCCUCUUGUAGGCUGAGUCCACCUCCCAGAGAACCAGAAACCUGGAGGAGAACCAACAGCAUCUUAUGAGAAACGUAGCCAAAUUGCAAUCCAUUCUUCUUUAGGGCAGUAUAUUUUACCAUAGCAGAUGUAAAUGGGAAAGAAUCCUUUGUGCUUCAGCCUCUGAAAGCGGAGGAACUUGGGGCCUAUUUAGCGUUAACUAGGGGAGUCUCUAUUAUUCUGUACUUGUACUAAUGUUUACAAGAAUGCAAGAUACUGUGAUGCCUUUCUCCUUGUUCAAACUUGCAUCCUAUUAGUCUUUAAUGUGGUUAAACUUCAAUUCACUAUGACCUUGGAAUCAGUGUCACGAUGACCUUGGAAUCAGUGUCCGUUUGAUUUAUUUUGUUACAGAGCAAUAAACUCAUUAGAACAAUUGGUUUUUAAAAGACUUAAGUGGAUGCAUCCUGUGCAUGUGAGCACCAUUUCCCAAACCAAAGCAUCGUUAGUCUCGUUUAUUUCUUUUGUUGCUGCUCAGCAGGAAGUUGGGAGCUGGAAAGGGAUGGCUGCUGGUUUCACAGUAGUUUGGAUGCCUUACUCUCAUUUUAAAGCCAGCAUCUGAAUUUCCUCCCUCUCUGAUAUAAUGUGCAAAACUGAGUGUACAGAAUCAGAAGGAUUCUUUGAAAGCCACGGGGGAUACCAUGACAUGACUGCCGUUCUGUAAAACGGAAUGCCGGACUACAGAUGCUCUUUGCCUCUAAUUCAAUAUUCCAUUUAAUAAAAAAACAACACAGUGGCUGGAAGUAGCAUAGAAAAUAUGUGUUCCGAUUUCUUCUUCCUGGUGGAAUAUCCACUGAAGCUCUUAGGUACGGUGUUGUCACGUGCUAUGAAAAUUGAAUUUACAUUUUAAAAAAUCAGUUUGUCUGUUGCAGUUGAAUAGGGGGCGGCUGUGGGAGCCAGCCUCCAAGGGCCCCCAGUGAUCCCCGCCUCUGGAUAUUCUUGCCUGUGUGUAGCCCUCUGCCGUAUUGAAUCAGGGCUGGUCUUAUGUGACCAAUAGAAUACAGCAGAAGUGAUACCGCGUGACCUCUGAGGCUAGGUCAAAAGAGUCCUUGCAGCUUCUGCUUUGAUCUCUUGGAACACUGACCUUUGGAACCCUGAGUCACCACCACAUAAAUUGAUCUAUUCUGAAGCCACCAUGCAGGAGAGGCCCAGUAGAGAGACCACCCAUUUCUUCAGCUGACAUCACAGAGAAGCAGUGGGUCCUGCUGAGAACCCUGCCCAGGUUAUAGAUUUAUGAGCAAGAUAAAUAUGGUUCGGUUUCAUUUUUAAGUCACAAAGUUUUGGAGUGAUUUCUUAUACAGAAAUAGAUAACUGGAACAGGAACUUUGUCAUUUGAGCCAAUGGUAGAAAGGAGAAAAAAUAUUCUUUCUGCACAAUGAGACCCAAACAUUUUUGCAAACAUCAAGUGACCCUCCACAUGAAAGAUAUCUAGCGUGCCUUCAAGAUCUGGAGUCAUCCAGAUAUCAGAGAAAAAGGCAACUGUUCCUCAGAGCGCAAAUUGCCACAGAUGCUGAGAGAAAGAGAGAGAGAGAAACCAACCAUUUCUUCUCCUCCUGCCUGUCUACAGAAAUGGCAAGAAUGAGGAUAGUCUGACCUACUAAAGUCUUGAAGGUUUCUAAGACUCAAGAAAUGGCUGGAAGAAGGGCCACAGUUUCAGAAUGGGGAUGAGAUGAAGGCCUCUGGAGACAGACUCUGAUGAGGGGACAGAGAAGGAAAGUGCCAAUAUGAGAACAAAGGGGUCGGGUGGCACAGUGUCCAUGUGAGGGAGCAGCCUUGUACCCCCUCCCACCUGCCCCUGCCUCCAGCGGAGGGAUAGUGAAUAUGUAACUAAACCAGGGGAGCUGUGCCCGACACUUCACCACCAAGGCCGGAGGACUUGGAUUCUGUCAUGGUGAAUUUGAAAUAAAGAACUGUUUGAACCUUCCUCAGGGCUCCAGAAGGUGAAGAAUAGAACUUCUUUCACCUCCAUCACUAGCAGAUAUCUGAGGCACCGUUAGUGUGGGCAGUGGGGCUGCAAAGAGAGCCAAUGUGUAGAUGUCCAGGGGCUAAUAGUAAGGUGGAUUGCACAGACCACUUUUGCCCUCAACUCUACACACCACACACACACACACACACACACACACACACACACACACACACACUCCUCCAUCAAGAGGAAGAGUCAAGCAUCUGGGUUACAUAUUUAAAGCAAACCAGUGAGGUGGCACAUGGUAGGAGCUUAUUAGAGUUAAUCCUCUUUGCUAUUAGAGAGAAAAUUAAAAUCAGUGGGAAGAUCACAACAUAUGUAAAUAGCCUGGUGCCAAGUACCGGUAAAAGGCAAGAAAAACACCACAGAAGUCCAAAAGUUGGUCAGGUCACUGGCUGCUCCAAGGAGAAGAGAGCAAGGGAGGAAGUCUACUGGUCAACCCCAGCCUAGCGCCAGGCCCAGGCAGCUGUGAAAAAAAUGCUGUGUGCUUAAAUAGAAACUCAGAUUUUUAAAUGUGAACCAUACUUCUUCACUCUGGACUUCUCUAAGCCUUUAAUUUCCUAAUAUUCAUGGUGAAUCUGUAAAGGGGGGUUUAGAACCAGGAAACACCUAUGAACAUCAAUUAUAACAUUCCAAGGAACAUAGUUUGGAGGAUGCUGCAGUAGAGAAACUUCGUAUAAUAUUGUACCCCCCUAAUAGGUUUGAUGAGAUGAUACAAAAAAAUUCUGUCAUUAAAAUGUCUAUGAAAAACUAAAAAGCACAAAAUUGUACAAUUAUAGUAAAAACUAAGGCUGUAAGACAAUCUACUCUGGAAUCUGAGUCUGUAGGGAGUAGGAGAAAGUGGGAUCUGGGUCCCCAAGUUUCAGGAGGAAGAGAAGCUUUAUAUUGCUCUGAUACUGACCAGCAAGGCAUAGGCUGGUAUAAAUCUGGGAAUAAAAGAAGGUUCAGCAUUGCCCAAAAUAACAUCCCCAGAAAACUGAAUGAGCAGGUGUGUUCAACAGAUUGAUCCCAAAACAAAAACUUGUAAACAAUUCAAACAAAAAACUAAAACUAGUUUGAUGACAUCCUGUAAUUGCCUUUUAGAUUCUGCUCAGUUGCCAUUCUUUGUGUGUUUUGUACAACACCUGUAGUUUUUUACCCUUAUUUUUAUUUUUUUCUCAGUUUCCAAUAAGGAGUUUUAAAUAAUCCUCAAUCUUCCUGUGGGUAGUAGAAACUUUUAAAUAUACUUUGAAAUUUUAAGAUAAUAGCAAUUUAUUUUAUAUUCCUCUUUUAAAAUGAAAAAAUGGCAGAUUUUUUUUUUAUUAUCUCAUCAUCAAGUUUAAACAGCUACUGAAUAUCUUCCAUGUCUUCAUGGAAGUCAGGAUGUACUGACAUCCUGGAAAAGUAUAUACCCUGGAAAAGUACAAUACCUAUUUCCAAGAAGAAUGGUAGAUCAUUUUUAGAUUUCCUCCACUGGCCUCAUUUACUCGGCCUCUCAGAUUACUCGCCUAAUCCCAUUUUUUUCUAUGCAUGAAAAUAUUUUUCUUUGUCUAACUUCUCCUUUUAAACCAGGUUUUUGAAAAUUAUGUGCUUAAUUCAUUUACUUUCAUUCUUUUUAAGGGUAAAAAAAUCAUCCAAGGUUAUGACCUUUCUUCUGAGUUCAGCUUUGACCAUAUUAAAGUGUUCCUAUUUUUGUUCAUUUCUAAAUACUCUGUAAUUACUGUUUUGAUUUUUCUCUUAGAUUUGUGUGUGUGUGUG